Messenger RNA from Aureobasidium melanogenum CBS 110374, 1068 nucleotides. RefSeq lists its product as uncharacterized. The transcript has 3 exons. NCBI's taxonomy places the organism in Eukaryota, Fungi, Ascomycota, Dothideomycetes, Dothideales, Saccotheciaceae. The record is from RefSeq and is a predicted model, not a curated record. Bases 1 to 1068 code for a protein of 355 amino acids.
AUGACUAUAUCCACGGAAUAUGAAAACACUUUACCACUUCGAGCUCCCAAGCCAAGAUAUACCUUGAUCGGACCAAAGAGGGGAGUCAGGUACCAAGUUUAUCCUUUGAUAGAACUUACUCAAAGAGAGUCGGACGACCUUCUAGAGAGACUUCACCAAGACGAUUUUGCACCCGAUGCUUGCCACGUUGCCAAUCAUUUUCAGGGAAGAACACUACGAGAAGCCUUUGACCACCACGUACGUGUCAGAGAUGGCGACAAGACGAUACAUCCAGACUUCUUCGUUGCUCUCGAGCAGGAAUCAUCUGAGAGUGUCCUGGUGGUGUAUCUCAAAGCACAGGGUUCAGACGGCGAGUCCGUCGUUGGCGUGAGUCGGUGUGCUAUCGACGAGGCAAAUCUUAUGGGCGCAAAUUUGGACGUGGGAAACAUCAGUUGGAUUGAGUACAAGGAAGCAGAACAGGAAAAGUUUGGCAGCGAGAGUCCGUAUACCAACAAGCGAUACUUUUCCCGGGAUCCCCGAGAGCCAAAGGAUACUGAUUCUCACACCAGUGUAUAUGCGUGGUUCAGCAUUGUAUCCAGACCGCUUCGCUUCAUAUCGAUACUGGAGCCAGGGUGGGCAAGACUCCCGCAGGAUGAGCGUCGGUUCGUUCAACCAGCAAAUGUUGAGCGCUUCGACGAUCCAUGGUCCGAGAUCAGGAGCCUGUUUCCACGGAUCUGUCAAGUCAAUAAGGCAGUGCACAGAAUGAUCUUGCUCGUGGCAGAAAAAGAGGAUGUUGAUGCGGAUCAGGGCAUGUCCAUUCAUCGUGUCUUGUGGGAUGCGGAGAAAGAGCUUAGCAAUGUGCCAAACAAUAGCGAUCAGACCCAGCAACAAGCAGUCAGAGCGAUCAUGCCUGAGCUGAAGUUUCUGGAGUGGACUCGAACGUCAGAAGCACUGAAGCGCCUGGAUGAGCUCCAAUCUCUUGGCAAGGAUGACCUGUCACAAGGUGUUGAUACGGGGUUGGAUGGCCGGGAAGUCUUGGAGCUUGUGCAGGCCAUGAUUCAACGUCGUGGGGGGCCCGAGCCAACAUAA